This is a messenger RNA of Dentiscutata heterogama, 414 nucleotides long. NCBI's taxonomy places the organism in Eukaryota, Fungi, Glomeromycota, Glomeromycetes, Diversisporales, Gigasporaceae. The record is from the annotation of a GenBank genome assembly.
AUGCCUUGUGAGGAAACGGUUAAAAAAAUAAUUUAUACUGCCUAUAAAUAUAGUUUGCCAAUCCUCAAAGAAAAAUUAAUUAAUGAAGCAAUUUCAGUAUCAUUAUGUAUAGAUUUAUGGAUAGCUCGUAGCCGUCGAGGUUAUCUUGGUAUUACAUGCUCUUUUAUUAAUAAUGAUUAUAAACGGUGUGAAUUCGUCCUUACAAUAAAAUACGUAUCAGUUACUGUCAAAUUGCCUACUGGAUCUGAUUAUUCUUUAGAGAUUGAUCCAUUAGCUCAUGAAAUAUUACCUAAGGAAUGUAAAUAUGAAGGAGAUGAUUCUCUUGCUGGAUCUUUUUCAACAUCUGAUGGCAAGAUAACUUAUCCUUCAUUAGCACGUAACGCGAAAAAUUGGGAAGUUGGAGAAAGAAAUUAG